CGCCGAGGGUGAGAGCGGACACUGAUUGACUGACUGACUGACCGGGUAAACUCCCCCCCCGUGGGGGCGGCGGCGGCGGCGGCGGCGGCUCGGCGGUCGAGGGAAGGUUGCAGCGCACAGGUCGGGCCGGUGAGCGCUGAGUUGCCAAGGCACCUCUGUCUAUAUGUGUUGCACCAAAUGUUGGAAAAAUGACAGAUGACAGAGAUGUACUACGGGACGUUUGGUUUGGGAGAAUACCGACCUGCUUCACGCUGUCUCAGGAUGAAAUAACGGAGAGAGAGGUCGAACCUUACUAUCUGCUUCUACCAAGGGUCAGCUACCUAAUGCUCGUCACGGACAAAGUUAAAAAACACUUCCAGAAAGUUAUGAGGCAAGAGGAUGUGGGAGAGAUGUGGUUUGAAUAUGAAGGUGCACCUCUGAAGUGGCAUUAUCCCAUUGGCUUACUUUUCGAUCUGCAUGCAUCGAACGCUGCACUGCCGUGGAACGUUAUAGUUCACUUUAAGAAUUUUCCCGAAACUGAAAUACUUCAUUGCCUCACGAAAGACGCGGUCGAGGCUCAUUUUAUGUCUUCCAUUAAAGAAGCUGAUGCCUUAAAACACAAAAGUCAAGUCAUCAAUGAGAUGCAGAAAAAGGAUCACAAGCAGCUUUGGAUGGGCUUACAAAAUGAUAAAUUUGACCAGUUUUGGGCCAUCAAUCGAAAACUUAUGGAGUACCCGACAGAGGAAGGCGGAUUCCGGUACAUUCCAUUUCGGAUAUAUCAGCCUCUAAACGAGCGACCAUUCAUUCAGAAGCUUUUUCGUCCAGUCAGCACAGAAGGACAGGCCCUUUAUAUGAUCUCUCUCUCUCUCUCUCUCUCUCUCUCUCUCUCCGCCUAUUCCACUCUCCCCGUCUUUCCAUCUCUCCCUGUUAUCUUCCUCGUACAUUUCACCUCCUGCCCACCCCCAAUCCAACUCGCGAUCCUCAGUAUGUCACAAUGUCAAACGUACCACCGUAAACUCUAAAUAUUUCCAAUUAUUAUCAGGAUUAAAUCUAUGAGCCAUCCCACAUUUUGUACCCGUCAAAGUACGCCCAUAUGUACCAUCAAUCAUUUUUGUUUUGUCUAAUGGUUUGCAUUUUCGUGGUUACGAGCUCAACACACACUUGGUAUUUUUAAAGAUACUCACAAUGGCAUUUGUUUUGUAUGUAUAGAUAAUGGGAAGAAUUUCUUAACUGCUUUCAUUAGAUUGUAUACCCUUUUCAGGAAUGUCUUUUGUAUUGCAGGGUUUUUGGCACAAUCAUGUAUUUCAGGCAUAUUUCGUCUUCUAAAUAAAAGCCACUAUUAAUAUUUUGAACAUGCAGAUGACUGAGGUAUUCUCUGAUCAACAAACUCUUUUCCCACGCCCCUCCCAAUGGUUUUGACGUGACGUUCAGGAGAUGGGUUGGCAUCGCUUAAUAAAGACAGAUUAGGAUUCACCUUAAUGAUGUUUCCCAAAGCAUUAUCCAACUCUUGUGGCCAAAAACUGUAGUGAUUUUUGAGUGGGUGAGGGGUAUAUCGAGGGUGGGAAUUAUAUGGAACGAUCUUCGUUAAAUUAGGAUUGCAUAUCUCAAAUGCCAAGAACUGCACUAAUAGACAAUAGGCAAUAGGUGCAGGAGUAGGCCAUUCGGCCCUUCGAGCCAUUCAAUGUGAUCAUGGCUGAUCAUCCACAAUCAGUACCCCGUUCCUGCCUUCUCCCCAUAUCCCCUGACUCCGCUAUCUUUAAGAGCCCUAUCCAGCUCUCUCUUGAAAGCACCCAGAGAACCUGCCUCCACCGCCCUCUGAGGCAGAGAAUUCCACAGACGCACCACUCUCUGAGAAAAAGUGUUUCCUCGUCUCCGUUCUUAUUCUUAAACUGUGUGGCCCCUGGUUCUGGACUCCCCCAACAUCGGGAACAUGUUUCCUGCCUCUAGCGUGUCCAAACCCUUAACAAUUUUAGAUGUUCUACCAUCAUACAAUCUAACUAUUCACUUAUGCUGUGUCAUGAAAAAUACCUACCAUAACUUGCUUGCAGUAACUCUUAAACAUUUGUGACUUUAUUCUGGGCAUUGCCUAGAUGGCCACGGCUGAAGAAGGAGGGGUCUCGACCCAAAACGUCACCUAUUCCUUUUCUCCAGAGAUGCUGUCUGACCCGCUGAGUUACUCCAGCUUUUUUGUGUCUGUAUCUUCUGUCUGUGGAGAAACUUAAAAUGACAAGCAAUUGAAAAAUCUUGCCUUCAGAAGCCUGGUGUAUAAUUGAUGACAACUAACAUGUUUUCCAUCAAUUCCACGAGACAAAAAUCGGCUUAUACGUAUUACCUGAACUAAUUACAAUAAACGAUCGCUAUCCGAAUAUUUCCUUAUUUCAUAGAGUGAUACAGCGUGGAAACAGGCCCUCCAACCCAACGCCCACACUAGCCAACAUGUCCCUCCUGCCAGCAUUUGGCCCAUAUCCCUCCAAACCUGUCCUAUCCAUGUACCUGUCUACCUGUGAAACGAUGGGAUAGUCCCUGCCUCAACUACCUCCUCUGGCAGCUCAUCCCAUCCCAUAUGCCCACCACCUUUUCUGUGAAAAAAGUUACCUCUCAGAUUCCUAUUAAAUCUUUCCCCCUUCACCUUAAACAUAUGUCCUCUGGUGCUCGAUUCGGAGGACAUAGGUUUAUGCAUCUACCCGACCCAUUCCCCUCGUGAUUUCACACACCUCCAUAAUAUCACCCCCUCAUCCUCCUGGUGUUGUUUCUAAUGGCCCUGCCCCACUGUACGAGCUCAUUCAAGAGCUCUCCCGAGUUUUUAAAAAAAUCAAACUCGUGGUAAGUACGUAGAAUGUACGUAGCGGGUACAUCGGAGCUCGGGGACGUCUCUUAGCGGCUCGUAACGCUAACGGCAGGUACUCAGGAAAUGCGGUAUGCCCGUGAAGAUUUUUCAACAUGUUGAAAAAUGUCCACGAGAGCCCCGAGUACCUACGAGCGGCCAUUACCGUAAUUCUCCGAGUUCGAAUCAGGGCAAACUCGGGAGAACUCUUGAAUGAACUCGUACAGUGGGACAGGGCCAUUACACAGGAAAGAUUUAUAAUUUGCAAAUACAAUUGGGCUUUAAACCAAGAGGAUGAAGGAUUAAAAUGCAGCAUCACUGAAGAGAGACCAUUUUACCACGAGGACGAGAAACUUGCUUGACAGAGCUUUUGAAACCAAUUUGAGAAGGUUGAAAAUGAUCAAUAACUAGUGCAAAUUCACUUGCAUGGUUUUUUUCCCACUGUUGUCAUUUGCCACUCAUCAGGACAGUGAAAAUGCUGUCUUCCAAAAGACAUAGUAAUCCUCACACAUGACCUUUUAACACGUGGUCAUCCAAGUCUGCAUUCCUUUACAUAGAAACAUAGAAAAUAGGUGCAGGAGUAGGCCAUUCGGCCCCUCGAGCCUGCACCGCCAUUCAAUAUGAUCAUGGCCGAUCAUCCAACUCAGUAUCCUGUACCUGCUUUCUCUCCAUACCCCCUGAUCCCUUUAGCCACAAGGGCCACAUCUUAAAUAUAGCCAAUGAACUGGCCUCAACCACCUUCUGUGGCAGUGAAUUCCACAGAUUCACCACUCUCUGUGUGUGAAAAAUGUUUUUCUCAUCUCGGCCCUAAAAGAUUUCCCCCUUAUCCUUAAACUGUGACCCCUUGUUCUGGGCUUCCCCAACAUCGGGAACAACCUUCCUGCAUCUAGCCUGUCCAACCCCUUAAGAAUUUUGUAAGUUUCUAUAAGAUCCCCCCUCAAUCUUCUAAAUUCUAGCGAGUACAAGCCGUUUUGCCUUUGAUGAACGGAUAGCCUGUCUUCACUGAAGCAUGUUUGCUGGUACUUUCCUUAACAUCAUCUAUCCUUUGCUUCACGGCACUAGAAAACCUUGUGUCUAAAUUGGAAUGGAUGAUGGCACAAUGGGCGUUUUAAUUUGCCAUGAUCAAACAUUUGUAAUAAAGAUUGUUUAAAGGCUUAUUAAUAAACUGAAUGAAAAUUAACAGCUCCUACUUUGCUGGGCGCCAAAUCUCUUUUAUGGAUGUGAACUAGCAUAGUUUGUUACUGUUACCCCCCUGUAUACCGAAAAUACUACAGGCAAUAUGUUUGCUUGCUUAAUGCCACUGUUCAAGGUUCGGAAUGCUAGCCUGCCUGUUAUACAAAUUCAAACAGCGAAAGUCUCCUUCUGAUGUGCGGGAGGGAACUGCAGAUGCUGGUUUAAACCGAAGAUAGACGCAAAAAGCUGGAGUCACUCAGCGGGGACAGGCAGCAUCUCUGGAGAGAAGGGAUGAGUGACGUUUCGGGUCGAGACCCUUCUUC
Messenger RNA from Leucoraja erinaceus (little skate), 4299 nucleotides. It is a transcript of the gene atg5, whose product is annotated as ATG5 autophagy related 5 homolog (S. cerevisiae). The transcript is spliced from 8 exons. The record is from RefSeq and is a predicted model, not a curated record. Gene Ontology annotation, cellular component: cytoplasm; phagophore assembly site membrane; Atg12-Atg5-Atg16 complex. Bases 189 to 1001 code for a protein of 270 amino acids. Gene Ontology annotation, biological process: C-terminal protein lipidation; autophagy of mitochondrion; autophagosome assembly. Lineage: Eukaryota; Metazoa; Chordata; Chondrichthyes; Rajiformes; Rajidae.